Messenger RNA from Phoenix dactylifera (date palm), 1416 nucleotides. The record is from RefSeq and is a predicted model, not a curated record. Lineage: Eukaryota; Viridiplantae; Streptophyta; Magnoliopsida; Arecales; Arecaceae.
AUGACAAUCCCUGCAUUCCAAGGUAAAAAUGAUCCUGAAUUAUAUUUAGAGUGGGAGAGAAAGGUUGAACAUGUGUUUGAAUGUCAUAAUUAUUCCGAGGAGAAGAGGGUUAAACUAGCCAUUGUUGAGUUCCAUGAUUAUGCUAGUAUUUGGUGGGAUCAAAUGGUGACUAGUAGACGUAGAAAUGGGGAGAGGCCUAUUGGUACAUGGGAUGAGAUGAAGGCUGUCAUGAGAAAAAGGUGUCAAGGAGUUGGACAUAUUGCUUCUCAAUGUCCAAACAAAAGAGCCAUGAUACUGCUGGAUAAUGGAGACAUAGAGAGUGUGAGCUCAAGUGAUGAUGACAUGCCACCAUUGGAGGAUUGUAGUGAUGUUGAGGUUGCUGAACCUGUUGUUGGAGAUGUGCUUGUUACUAGGCGUGCUCUCAACAUGCAACCUAAGGCGGGUGGUAAUGAGGAGCAACGUGAGCAUAUAUUUCAUACAAGAUGCCAUAUAAACGACAAGGAAUUUGGUGAUAUUUUUCCAGAAGAAAUUCCCAUGGAUUACCUCCUACAAGAGCAUACAAAGAUGAGUAGUGAAGGUAGUAAACAACCAGAUGUUGAUAUGAAGUUAUGGAUGAAAGCCAUUGCUGAUCAACUUACUAAGCUUGGUAAAAAUGAUCCUGAAUUAUAUUUAGAGUGGGAGAGAAAGGUUGAACAUGUGUUUGAAUGUCAUAAUUAUUCCGAGGAGAAGAGGGUUAAACUAGCCAUUGUUGAGUUCCAUGAUUAUGCUAGUAUUUGGUGGGAUCAAAUGGUGACUAGUAGACGUAGAAAUGGGGAGAGGCCUAUUGGUACAUGGGAUGAGAUGAAGGCUGUCAUGAGAAAAAGGUGUCAAGGAGUUGGACAUAUUGCUUCUCAAUGUCCAAACAAAAGAGCCAUGAUACUGCUGGAUAAUGGAGACAUAGAGAGUGUGAGCUCAAGUGAUGAUGACAUGCCACCAUUGGAGGAUUGUAGUGAUGUUGAGGUUGCUGAACCUGUUGUUGGAGAUGUGCUUGUUACUAGGCGUGCUCUCAACAUGCAACCUAAGGCGGGUGGUAAUGAGGAGCAACGUGAGCAUAUAUUUCAUACAAGAUGCCAUAUAAACGACAAGGAAUUUGGUGAUAUUUUUCCAGAAGAAAUUCCCCAUGGAUUACCUCCUACAAGAGUGUAUUUUGAUGAUAUUUUGAUUUAUAGCAAAACCUUAGAUGAACAUGUUAAUCAUUUGCAUGUUGUUCUUAAUGUUUUGAGAGAAAACAAAGUAUAUGCUAAUCUUAAAAAGUGUUCAUUUUGCCAUGAAUCUGUUGUGUUUUUGGGUUUUGUUGUAAGCUCGAAAGGAAUAAGUGUGGAUGAGGAGAAGGUAAGGGCAAUUAGAGAAUGGCCUACACCUAAGAAUGCAAAUGAG